Drosophila eugracilis is the source of this 1172-nucleotide messenger RNA. It is a transcript of the gene Phyhd1, whose product is annotated as phytanoyl-CoA dioxygenase domain-containing protein 1. The transcript is spliced from 3 exons. The coding region runs from base 176 to 1042 and encodes 288 amino acids. NCBI's taxonomy places the organism in Eukaryota, Metazoa, Arthropoda, Insecta, Diptera, Drosophilidae. The record is from RefSeq and is a predicted model, not a curated record.
CUCUACCGAUCAGUUUCUAAAGACACGCCAAGCAGUGCAAAACGUUCUCGGUACGGAAUUAGUAAAGGAAAUUCAACAGAACCCAAACAAAAGUUCGGGACUUCGCUUUCUUUGUAUCGAAAACAAAAGUAAAAUUUGUAAUUAAUUUUUAAACAAUUAAGCAAAAACACAAAAAAUGCACAGCAAAUUGUUGGACGAGCUAAAUGAAAAUGGCUACAUUGUCAUCGACGAUUUCCUAACGCCCGAGGAAGUGGACGCUCUGUUCCAGGCAGGCAGAGCCCUGUGCCUGGAUGCUCCGCAGAACAACAGGAAGAUCUUCAGCACCAUCAAGCAGGAAGAUGCCCAGGGCAAGGAGCUGUACUUCAUGGAGUCGGGUGACAAAGUUCGUUACUUCUUCGAGAAGGGAGCGGUGGGCGAAGAAGGUCAACUGCUGGUGGAUCCUAUGAUUGCUCUGAACAAAGUGGGACACGCCCUGCACGUGGAGCAUCCCGCCUUCAAUGCCAUCACCUUCAGCAAUCGGGUUAGGGAGAUCUGCUGGCAGUUGAACUACAAUCGUCCUGCCGUCUGCCAAAGUAUGUACAUCUACAAGAAUCCCGGAGUGGGUGGCGAGGUAACGCCUCAUCAGGACUCCUGGUUCCUGCACACGGAUCCCAACUCGGCGGUGGGCUUUUGGAUUGCCCUCGAGGAUUGCACCCUGCAGAAUGGCUGUCUGCAGUUUAUCAAGGGAUCGCAUAAGAGCGGUGUCCACAGGCGCUAUCUUCGCAAUCCCGAUAAGGAUGCCACUGAGCUUAUGGUCUACGAUCGGGCAGCUCCCAUCUAUCCACAGUCCAGCUUCACGCCAAUGCAAGUCAGCAAGGGCACCUGCAUUCUCAUCCAUGGAAAUGUGGUCCAUAAAAGCGAACCGAAUCGCUCCCAGAAGAGCCGCCACGCCUACACCUUCCACGUCAUCGAGACUGAAAACAAUGUCAAGUAUUCGGAGGACAAUUGGCUGCAGGCGCCGAAGGACAAGCCAUUCCCCGUCCUCUUCGAGCGCAAGGCCUAAGGAUCUAGACGAGAUCGUGUUUCGGUAUUUUCGCUUAUAAGUCUAUAGAGAAUCUUUUUUAAGUUUCGUUUGUACACGCCAAGCUGUAUGAAGUAUAAUUGUAAAUGUAAUAAAUAAACUUCCUAAUGUA